GUCUAUCUGGUCAAGUUGACGUCUAACUGACGAUCGGGUAUAGCUAUGGGUAGCUAGAAUACUACCUACCUGACUGCCACCACACUCGGACCGACUUUCCUAUCCCGGCGAGCUCAACAAUAACCAUGUCUUUUGAUGUUACCAGAGCUUUAGCUGCCCUGGCUUUGCCUGGAUCAAUCAGCUACAUAUAUCCUACCGGCACGCACAUUUGGUAGAUCAUGCCAGCCGAUGACGGAGACAUGACGCCCAACAACUGGGGAAGUCGACGGUGUAGACAUGGAGCCGACCGCCGAAGCCGCAUGCCAGGCUUGGCUCCAACCAAUUAACCCGUCAUGGCGAAAUGGUGAUGAUCAUGAUCCUGUAAUUGAAUCUGACUUUUUGCGGUAAGUAAAUCUAUACAACCAGGAAUCACAAUGACCCGCACCAUAUUGCUUCAAUCAACGGAGCCUCAUCGGCAAAUCCGGCAUCUGGCAUAGUUUGUCAUGAUUUGGAAACCCAGAGAAGUCGGGGUAGGAACACAAAAGGUAUAAAGCAUGCAUCUCUGCUCGUUUAUCCAGAAAACCAAGCAAGCCUCAGCAGUCCAGUUCGAAGCAUAUCCAUCGGACCCUAAGAGACCUCGACAAGGGACCGAAUAAAUAAUGGCUCCCAGAAGCACACUUCACUAUGCCGGGCUUCUCGCCUUGGCUUCCGGCUCUUUGGCCAUGCCUUAUGUUUCCGAGGCUCAGACGACCGUUGUCUCGGAGGCGGCCAUAACCCCACCCGUGGUGCCUCACACCAACGUGACCGGCCAUGGCCCCUACACCGGCCCUUCACCGACCACAACCGGCGCCAUCUCGACAAGCAUCUUGGCAUCAGCGGUCCCAGUCUUACCUCCCCCGGAGGAUGCCUAUGACUACCCGGCCGACGGAGAGCUCCACGGCGACCAGCCCGCGCCAUACACCCCAUCGGGUGGCAUCUGGACCAACGGCAGUGCCCCCGUCUACCGCGUCAUGAGCGACUUUGACUACCAGUCUCUGGCGCUGGCGCUGUACCAGGAGUGGAUCGAGCUCGACCUCUUCCACUGGGGUCUGGCGACUUACUCGGACGAGGAGUUUGAGGAGCUCGGCCUGAACGGCGAGGCCCGCCACCUGAUCCAGCACAUGGCCGAGCAGGAGGUCGGCCACGCCACCGUCCUCACCAACAUGCUCGGUGCCCAGGCCCCGCGCCAGUGCACCUACAACUACCCCGUGUCCAACCUCCGCGAGUACAUCGACUUCAACCAGAAGCUGACCCGCUGGGGCGAGGCGGGAGUCUACGGCUUCCUGCCGCAUCUCAACUCGGGGCCGGCCGCCCAGCUCCUGCUGCAGAGCAUCACGGUCGAGGCGCGUCAGCAGAUGGUCUUUAGGCAGUUCGAGGGCCUCUUCCCCAUGCCCGAGUGGCACACGGUCGGCAUCCCGCAGUCCUGGGCCUGGACGCUGCUGGCCCCUUAUAUCGCGAGCUGCCCGUGGAACCAGACCCGGCUGAUCUGGCAAAACUUCCCCGCCCUGCACGUGCUGAACCAGCCGAACCCGUGGCGCAUCGACGGCUCCAACGUCUGGAACGAGACGACAGGCGGCUGGGCCAACACGGCCGAGACGGCCAACAUCACCGAGGAGGCGUCGUGCGUCAACGCGACCGACCCCCUGCAGGACUGCAACGCCGCCAUCUCGCAGAACCGGUCCAUCCCGCUGUCGUACGCGGGCCGACAGGUGUUUUUGCAGUGGGACGCCCCCGGCCAGCCGGUCGGGCCCAACAACAGCUACAUCACGGCCACCGAGAUCCACGAGCCCAAGUUCGCCGCCUGGGUGUCGCAGCUCAACGUGACGUACUCGCCGCUGCUCAACGUCAGCCUCGAGGACCGCACCGCCUACACCAUACAGCCAAACGUGUCGACCUGGGAGGGCGACCCGGCCGUCAACUCGACCAUGUUCAUCGCGCUGACCGACGCCGACGUCUACGUCACGCCGGCCAACCUGACCAUGCUGAACCCGCACGUCGCUGCUUUGGCUGUGUACCAGGCUGGCUGAGGGGUUGUGUUUUUGAUACCCAUUUGUUUUGCCCCGUUGGUGUGUUGUGGCAGAUGUGUACCUUUUUUUGUAUGUUGAGAAGUGGUUUGAGUAGUCUUGUUGAGGAUGGUUGGGGAUGUGUGAAUAGUUUGUCUUAAUUAUAAUUCUCGGGGAAGUUUUUAACGAACAAGAUUUCACAGAAAUUAUGCAACUCGAGGUGUUUUUGUGUAAUUGUGUUACCUCGUUGAACUGUUGCAAG
Messenger RNA from Pyricularia oryzae 70-15, 2283 nucleotides. RefSeq lists its product as uncharacterized. The record is from RefSeq and is a predicted model, not a curated record. NCBI's taxonomy places the organism in Eukaryota, Fungi, Ascomycota, Sordariomycetes, Magnaporthales, Pyriculariaceae. The transcript has a single exon. Bases 639 to 2045 code for a protein of 468 amino acids.